This is a messenger RNA of Amphimedon queenslandica, 1472 nucleotides long. RefSeq names its product probable global transcription activator SNF2L2. Gene Ontology annotation, biological process: transcription elongation by RNA polymerase II; chromatin remodeling. The record is from RefSeq and is a predicted model, not a curated record. The transcript has 11 exons. Gene Ontology annotation, molecular function: chromatin binding; histone binding. Gene Ontology annotation, cellular component: RSC-type complex. The annotation marks the transcript as partial. NCBI's taxonomy places the organism in Eukaryota, Metazoa, Porifera, Demospongiae, Haplosclerida, Niphatidae.
AUUGGUCAGAAGAAUGAAGUCCGAGUCCUGAGACUCUGUACAGUAAACAGUGUUGAAGAGAAGAUUCUAGCAGCUGCCAAGUAUAAACUGAACGUUGACGAGAAGGUCAUUCAAGCUGGAAUGUUUGAUCAGAAAUCAACCGGAAGCGAAAGGAAGGCAUUCCUGGUCGCCAUAUUAGAGGACGAACAGGCAGAGGAGGAGGAGCAAGAGGUUGCUGAUGAUGAAGCUCUCAAUGACAUGAUUGCAAGGAAUGAAGAGGAAUUGGAAUUAUUUCAGAGGAUGGAUUUGGAGAGAGCUGCAAGAGAAGCUAUGGAUCCCAGCCUCCGUCAUAAACCACGUCUCAUUCAAGAGGACGAGUUGCCAUCUUGGUUGCUACGGGAUACAGAAGAGGUUGAGCAAAUGGCUUUUGAAGAAAAUGAGGAACGACUUUUUGGAUUAGGCAAGAGACAGCGUAAAGAGGUUGAUUAUUCUGAAGCACUGACAGAGAAGCAAUGGGUGAAGGCACUGGAAGAUGGAACACUAGAGGAGGUGGAAGAAACAAAAAAGAACAGGAAGAAAAGGAAAAGGAAGGACAUUGCAUUACUAGGAGAAGAGACAAAGAGUAAAAAGAGGAAGAAAGCUACUGCUGGUGUAUCAGCAAAGUUAACUCGUUUAUUAAUUAGUCUAUGGGAAGCAGUUGUGGCUUAUCAGGAUAGCACCAACCGAAGGAUCAGUGAAAUAUUCAUGGUCCUUCCCACCAGGAGGGAACUACCUGAGUACUAUCAGAUUAUAAAGAAACCCAUCGAUUUGAAGAAGAUCAAAGAUAAGAUCAUGAAACAGAAGUAUCAGUGUCUCUCUGACAUGGAGGAUGAUGUGAUACUGCUCUGUGGUAAUGCUAGAACUUAUAAUGAAGAAGGAUCGCAGAUAUAUACUGAUUCUAUUGAACUUGAGAGAGUAUUCAUGGAAGCAAAGGCACAACUUGAUGUAGAGGAAUAUGGAGGAGUUGAUAGUGAUGAUGAAAGACAAGUAUCUGUUGAAGUUGAUGACUAUAAUUCUGAUACAUCUGAUGUUUCAUUGAACAGGCAUCACAGUGGUAGCAGUAUGUCCAAUACUCCUGCUCCCUCAGGGGGAGGAGCUUCAAUCAGUGGAUCAUUACCUCCCAGUGUAGCACGAAGCACUAGUAGUAGUAGUAAAGCCAGAAGGUCUCGUAAGGGACGUCCUAAGAAACAUGAGAGGGUACCGUUGAUUAUAGAAUCUGAUAAUGAGGAGAGUGCUCCGGUAACUCCCGAGUUUAUAACUGGUUCACCUGCUUCCUCUUAUACUUCAUCUCUUGUGCCGUCUCCGGCUUCGUCUUCAACCUCUUUCUCUCGCCGGAAAUAUUGAAAUACGUACUCUUAAUUAGGAACUUAUUAUAAUGAUUACCAUUUCAGGAUCAAUAAUUUAAUCAUUUUCAUUACUUUUAGAUGUUUCUUGCUAAUAAAAUAAUGAAAAAA